This is a messenger RNA of Protobothrops mucrosquamatus (brown spotted pit viper), 766 nucleotides long. RefSeq names its product TSR2 ribosome maturation factor (gene TSR2). The record is from RefSeq and is a predicted model, not a curated record. The transcript is spliced from 7 exons. Gene Ontology annotation, biological process: maturation of SSU-rRNA from tricistronic rRNA transcript (SSU-rRNA, 5.8S rRNA, LSU-rRNA). The coding region runs from base 4 to 570 and encodes 188 amino acids. Gene Ontology annotation, cellular component: nucleus. NCBI's taxonomy places the organism in Eukaryota, Metazoa, Chordata, Lepidosauria, Squamata, Viperidae.
UACAUGGGGGCCGCUGACAUGGCGACGCCGAAGGAGGAGGCACGUGGCCUUUUCAGGCAGGGCGUGCAAGCGGUGUUGGACAGCUGGGCCGUGUUGCAGAUAGCAGUUGAAAAUGGCUUUGGAGGAGCACAUAGCCAAGAGAAAGCUGAAUGGAUGGUAGGGGCUGUGGAGCAAUACUUUGAGAGCAAUGUUGACCUUGAACCAGAGGAGAUAGAGGACUUCCUUGCUGAACUGAUGAACAAUGAAUUUAACACUAUAAUAGAAGAUGGAAGCUUGGCUCAGGUAAGCCAGCAACUGUGCCUGUUUUUCAGACAGAGCCAUCAGGGUGACACAGCAGCAAUGCUUGAUGCCAUUAUCCAUCUGGCACAGAAGAAACAAGAGGCUAGGAGAGCAGUUGCCAAAUCUCAGCCAGCUGCAGAAAGCAGCAGUGAGGAAGAACAAGAAACGGAAGAAGAGGCCAUGGACUGCAGUGCUGGUUCCAGCGUGAAUGGAAUACAAAGCAAUCCAUCUCCGCUGUCAGAUAGGACUACUGAAGAUGGAUGGAUGUUGGUGACCAGGAAAAAGAAAUGAAGGAAAAAACUGUGGUAGACCUGGACAGAUGCAGCAAGCCUUGAAUUCUUGUAUAGGACAAAUAGGCUUCCAAAGAAGCCUGGGUACACUGGAAGCACUUUUGUUGGCUGUAUCUUUGCUCCUGAUUUAACAGAGGCUAAAUGGAAUUCAACUUGGUGGCAUAAAAUAUUUUUAAUCUUUGAAGUUUCUUCCCCUU